AUGUCUCGACACCUCAGCUCGAAAGCAAGUUCGUCAUGCUGGGAAUUCGACCUGCACGAUAACGGUGGCCACUUUCCACUGCCGGAUGAUUAUUUCCCGGAGAUCCGCCUUACGUCCGAGGAGAUUAAAGAGUAUGAGUCGCAUAUGGAAAAUAUCGUUAAGAAUGCAUUGACUGAGUACGACCUGCAUGAGGCUAAAGGGUUGCAUCCCGUCUAUGAUGCGCCCUGGACUCUUGUGAGCAACGUGGAAGGUCUCACUACGAUCAAGAAGGAGACACAUGAUAGCUCUACAACCAGCCGGGCUCGUAUUUUUGGUCGCAUAAACGGCGACUACCGCCAAUUCAUUGACUUCUUUUACGCUGAAACGUCGGCCGAACUAUUUGCGUGGAACCAGUUCAUGUUUGGAUACGCUACGGACGCUGCUGUGCUCAAAACUAUUCACACUGCAGCGUCCAAGGAAAAGUGUUUAUACAUGGGCAUCAAGUGGACGUGUUUGAACCCGUUGCAGCUUGUCAAGAAGCGAGACAGUUGCUACAUGGAGUAUCUUAUCUAUACAAAGGAUUUACGAGGACGCGACGUGGGCAUUCGUGUGACGUGGCCGCUCGACAUCCCUGAAUGCCCGGAGCUGCCGAAAAAGCUCAAGACGAAGCGUGUCCGACUGAGCACGGUUUGGAUUUCCAGACCUGCUGACGGCAAGCCGGAUGUCACCGAAUUCUUCAUGCUGUCGGAGAAUAAUUUUAAUGGUCUUGCCGUCACCGCCAGCUACUACAGGCGCAUGAUGAAUAUUCUCAUGAGCAUGGCGGUCUUCGUCGAUUCGCGACGAAUUUUGAUGCAGGGAGUAAUGGCGCGGAAUAGUUGGGCGAAGUCUGAUUCCCGCAAAAGUUGCAGCGUUUGCUCGCGUAAGUUCGGACCGACUCGCCGCCGCCAUCACUGCAGACUAUGUGGAGACCUUAUUUGUCGACGGUGUGCUAUCGUCCGUGACGCUCCCAAGGACGAGGGAGCAGACAGUACGUCUAGAACGUUCGAGAUCGUCAAGACAAAGUUUUGCAUUAUCUGUGUGACGAAGAUGCGUAAAUCUGGUAACAACAUGUUGGUGCCGGUACCUACACUGAGCGGCAAGUUAUCCGUAACCAACUGCAUGGAUCUACAACUCGAUGAUUUUUGCAGCUCGACUAUCUCUGAGACUGAGUCUGAAGACGGCCACGCUCUUAACUUUUCAGAGACGGGAAGAAGCAGACGAGCGCGACCACUGCAAGUGUUGGCACAGCCAGCUGCGACCUUUACUCAAAGUGGAGGCAAGGCUUCUUACACGUGUAAGCUUGAUGUGAUGGAUGACCAGUCCUUUUCUAUUCUAUCGAAUUCGAGUAUGAACGCUUACGAGCUUAAUGAAGAAGAAGUGGCGGAGGUUAUUGACACGACCGAUAUGAUGCCGAUUUCGUCGCUCGACUUUAUAAAAAGUGGGAACUUACCGAACGAAGAGACAAUGACGAGCUUAGGUAGUGGCUCAAGUUGGCCUUUGUUUGAUUCCAAGAGCCCCCCUCGGUCGCUCGAUCAAUGUCUCGCAGAGCAGGAAGAGCUGCUGUGCCGCAUGAUGCUUUCGGCGAGUGGAAUACGCCGUCGGAACGCCGUUGAGGACUUGGAAACCGAAUGUUGUGGCUCUUCCGUUAAUUUCCAGUCGACCCGGUCGCGUCCCGAUGUUACACUAUAUGGGGGCUAG
Messenger RNA from Peronospora farinosa, 1716 nucleotides. The record is from the annotation of a GenBank genome assembly. NCBI's taxonomy places the organism in Eukaryota, Oomycota, Peronosporomycetes, Peronosporales, Peronosporaceae.